Molecule: messenger RNA, 1414 nt
Organism: Stylophora pistillata
Lineage: Eukaryota; Metazoa; Cnidaria; Anthozoa; Scleractinia; Pocilloporidae
Source: RefSeq, a predicted model, not a curated record
UUGGGGCUGUUCUUCUACAGCUCCAAGAGGACGGUACCAGGAAGCCGGUGUACUAUGCAUCUAGAUCCCUCUAAGAAACUGAGAAAAGGUACGCAGUCAUUGAGAAAGAGGCCCUGGCUGUGACAUGGGCUUGUGAAAAGUUUUCCGACUAUGUACUCGGAAUGAAGUUUACAGUGGAAACCGACCACAAGCCACUAGUACCCCUUUUCACUUCAACUGAUCUCUCCAAAAUGCCACCACGCAUCUUAAGAUUCAGAAUGCGUCUCAUGAGGUACGAACUCGACGUUGUAUACGUACCCGGCAAGGAACAAAUUACCGCAGACACAUUGUCAUGCGCCCCCAUCAAGAAGAAUGUAAAUGAGAACAUACAUCUUGUGGAGGAAGUGGAAAGCUUCACACAACAGAUCGUAGCAGGGCUUCCAGUAAUGCCUAAGCAGCUGCAAGAUAUCAGUGGAGCCCAAGACCAGGAUGAAGUAUGCAGGAUGAUCAAGAAGUACUGCCUAGAAGGAUGGCCGGCAUACAUGCCAAGUUCUACCAUACUCCGUUCAUACUGGGAGAAUAAGAAACAUUUAACUGUAAUAGACAAGAUUCUACUAUAUGAUGACGGUAUUGUGAUUCCAGCAGGAAUGAGGCUGGAAAUACUUGACCUCUUACAUCAAGGACACCUUGGGAUAACAAAGACGCAAGCACGAGGCAAGAUGUCUGUGUGGUGGCCGGCGAUUACUACAGCGAUAGCAGGCAUGGUGACGAAAUGUUUUACGUAUGCUAAGAACAGACCAGUGCCCAAGGAGCCCCUGAUGCCAUCGUCAUUCCCAUCCAAGCCAUGGGAAAGACUAGCCGCUGAUCUCUUUGAUCUAAAGGGAAAGAAACAUCUUAUUGUAGUUGACUACUACUCAAGGUGGACUGAAGUUAAAGCACUUCCAAGUGAAUUGUCCGAGUCAGUAAUCAAAGCCCGAGCCAAUAAUCAAAGCCCUGAAAGAAAUAUUUUCAACUCACGGAAUUCCAGACUUACUGGUGUCCGAUAACGGCCCACAGUUUGCUUGUAAAUCCUUCCAACUGUUUGCAAGUAUUUACGGGUUCACUCAUAUUACUAGCUCGCCAACGUACGCAAGAGGAAAUGGUGAAGUAGAGAGAGCGGUACGUACUGUCAAGGAUAUCCUGAAAAAGAACGAUGAUCCCUAUCUCGGUUUUCUAGCAUACCGAACAGCACCUCUUCACAAUGGCCUGGCGCCAUGCGAACUUCUGAUGAACCGCCAACUCCGCACCCAGUUACCAACCUUCCCUGACAAUCUACAACCAAACCUACGACUGAAAGACCUGGCAAAACUAGAUGCAAAAGAGGAACUGUACCGCAGCAACCAGAAAAGCAACCAUGACCGCAGAUACAAGGCAAAAGACCUACCAGAACUUCAGA